AGUCCACACUGACGUAGACACUCUUCUAGCUAAAUGUCUGUUCUAAUGUUAACCCGUAGCCCUUGAUUCUUUUACCCAAGUGCUUUCUUAGUGUCGGUGCUGGGAGCAGAAGGCUGUCCCCCCUCGCUGUGGAACUUUCUAUCUAUACGGAGUUCACUGAAGACCGAACUCACAGUGUAGGGGAUACUAGCUAGAAAUUUUGAUUUCUGGCUUGAAAUUUCGCUUUUCAUCAUAACCAUUCAAACUAGGGAACGUUGGGGAUACGGGUUAAACUUUUAACCACAGCGCAUGAGCCGUAGGUGACAAUUUAAGAGGAUACUGUAAAAUCCGUGCAAUGGAUCUUGCACACUGCAAGCCCGUGGAAGAGGUUGCGGCGCAUUUUAGCGUCGAUGAAACCGUCGGCCUCCAGGACGAUGCUAUCAAGAAGUCAUUAGAAAAGUAUGGACCAAACGAAUUGCCGGCGGAAGAAGGCAAACCACUGUGGGAACUUAUUCUUGAACAAUUCGAUGAUCUUUUAGUCAAGAUUCUUCUAUUAGCCGCUAUUAUAUCAUUUGUUUUAGCUUGGUUUGAAGAGAAUGAAGAACAAGUGACAGCCUUCGUAGAACCAUUUGUUAUAUUAACCAUUUUAAUAGCCAAUGCAAUAGUGGGAGUGUGGCAGGAGCGUAAUGCUGAAGAUGCUAUUGAGGCUCUCAAGGAGUAUGAGCCUGAAAUUGCCAAAGUCUACCGCCAGAACCACCGCGGUAUCCAGAGAAUCAAAGCCAGAAACCUCGUCCCUGGUGAUAUUGUCGAGGUGUCAGUCGGUGACAAGGUCCCUGCUGAUAUUCGUAUUACCGCUGUCCAUUCCACCACCUUGAGAGUUGACCAGGCUAUCCUCACUGGAGAAUCUGUGAGUGUACUGAAGCACACUGACCCAAUCCCCGACCCCCGUGCUGUGAACCAGGACAAGAAGAACAUCCUGUUCUCUGGAACCAAUAUUGCUGCUGGAAAAUGCCGUGGUAUUUGCAUUGGAACUGGAUUAAACACUGAAAUUGGCAAGAUCCGUAACGAGAUGAUGGACACUGAGACUGAGAAGACCCCCCUGCAACAGAAACUGGAUGAGUUCUCCAACCAGCUCUCCAAGGUGAUCACUGUGAUCUGUGUGGCUGUAUGGGCCAUCAACAUCGGACAUUUCAACGACCCUGCUCACGGCGGAUCAUGGAUCAAGGGCGCCAUCUACUACUUCAAGAUCGCUGUCGCCUUGGCUGUGGCUGCCAUCCCUGAGGGUUUGCCCGCUGUCAUCACCACCUGUCUGGCUCUUGGUACCAGGAGAAUGGCCAAGAAGAACGCUAUUGUCAGGAGUCUGCCCUCUGUGGAGACACUUGGCUGCACAUCUGUUAUCUGCUCUGACAAGACUGGAACACUCACAACCAAUCAGAUGUCUGUCUGCAAGAUGUUUGUGUUCAGCAAGGUAGAAGGCAACGACAUCCAGACUGCCCAGUUCGAGAUCACUGGAUCAACUUACGCCCCAGAGGGUGAAGUGUUCUUCCAGUCCAAGAAGAUUCGCUGCUCCGACUUCGCCGGACUUGAGGAGAUGGCAACCAUCUGCGGCAUGUGCAACGACUCCAGCGUUGACUACAAUGAUGCCAAGAACCAGUAUGAGAAGGUAGGCGAGGCCACUGAGACCGCCCUGACUGUGCUCGUAGAGAAGAUGAAUGUCUACAACACUGACAAAUCCGGACUGAACAAACGUGAAGCUGGCAUCGCCGGCAACCAGGUCAUCCAAAACAUGUGGAAGAAGGAGUUCACCCUGGAGUUCUCCCGUGACCGCAAGUCCAUGAGUGUCUACUGUGUCCCCAACAAACCUACCAGGGCACCUGGAGGCGCACGCAUGUUCUGCAAGGGAGCACCUGAGGGUCUUCUUGACCGCUGUACCCAUGUCCGUGUUGGAGGAAACAAGGUCCCCAUGUCCUCCGCCAUCAAGAACGAGAUCAUGAAGCACACCAAGUCUUACGGCACAGGACGUGACACUCUGCGUUGCCUGGCCCUGGCCACCAUCGACAACCCACCACGCCGCGAGGACAUGGACUUGGAAGACUCCCGCAAGUUCAUCCAGUAUGAGACAAACAUGACCUUUGUUGGUAUUGUUGGCAUGUUGGAUCCCCCUCGUACUGAGGUUCUCACCUCCAUCAACGACUGCCGCAACGCUGGUAUCCGUGUCAUCGUCAUCACUGGUGACAACAAGGCUACUGCUGAAGCUAUCUGCCGUAGAAUUGGCGUGUUCAAGGAGAACGAGUCCACAGAGGGAUUAUCCUUCACUGGCCGUGAGUUUGAUGACCUCGCCCCUGAAGACCAAAGAUCUGCUGUCAUGAGAGCUCGUCUCUUCGCCCGUGUGGAGCCCGCUCACAAGUCCAAGAUUGUAGAGUACUUGCAAGGAGAGGGAGAAAUCUCUGCUAUGACUGGUGAUGGUGUGAAUGACGCUCCUGCUCUGAAGAAAGCCGAGAUUGGUAUUGCCAUGGGUUCCGGAACUGCUGUUGCAAAGAGUGCUUCUGAGAUGGUGUUGGCUGAUGACAACUUUUCGACAAUUGUCGCUGCUGUUGAGGAAGGUCGUGCUAUCUACAACAACAUGAAACAGUUCAUCCGUUACCUCAUUUCGUCCAACAUCGGUGAAGUGGUCUGCAUCUUCUUGACUGCUGCUCUGGGUAUCCCUGAGGCUCUCAUCCCCGUACAGCUGCUGUGGGUGAACUUGGUGACUGACGGUUUCCCCGCCACCGCCCUUGGAUUCAACCCCCCAGACUUGGACAUCAUGAAGAGACCCCCCAGGAACCCCAAGGAAGGCCUCAUCACUGGCUGGCUGUUCUUCCGCUACAUGGCUAUUGGAAUCUACGUUGGUUGUGCGACUGUUGGUGCUGCCGCCUGGUGGUUCAUGCUGUAUGACAAGGGCCCCGGACUCAACUACUACCAACUGACACAUCACAUGCAGUGCCCGGCCGAGCCCAGGAUGUUCCCGGGUGUAGACUGCAAUGUAUUUAAUGACCCUCAUCCAAUGACUAUGGCUCUGUCAGUAUUAGUCACAAUUGAGAUGCUUAAUGCAUUGAACAGCUUGAGUGAGAACCAGUCUCUCGUGGUCAUGCCUCCCUGGUCCAACAAGUGGCUGAUGUUCGCCAUCGGACUCUCCAUGUUCUUGCACUUCUUCAUCCUCUACGUCGACUUCAUGUCGGUGAUUUUCCAGAUCACACCACUUAACGUUGAGGAGUGGGUCGCAGUAAUGAAGAUCUCUAUACCUGUCAUCCUACUGGAUGAAACACUCAAGUUCGUCGCCAGAAAAUUCGCUGAUGAUCUUCCUGGCUUUUUCUGAUUGGCUGACGCCAAGAUGUGAUACUCUCGAGACCAUCAUGACAGGUCAUGUGAUCCACUCCACACGAGACCAGCAACCUCGUACUUGCACUCUAGCCUGCCGUCUCUUGGCAAAUCGCGCUGGAAUGCAUUGACUUUGUGUGCGCCGCAAAUGAUUUAGCAAAGUGUGCAUUUAUUCCGCCAGGUUGGAUUGAAACCCAUAUCAUCUUCAAUCUCGGCCUGGCGGCAGACCGACGCAAGCUCAUAGUUAAAGAACGCCUAUCAGUGCGCGUAUACGUGCGUAGUUACAGAAGUGUAGUUAUGCAUGACAUGGUAUGUCUGUUCUCUUGUGGAUUUUACUGAUUUUUACGAACUUCUAUAUUUCAAAUUUUAUCUUCAAGGUAUUUUUAUCUUAUAUACGUAAGUAUUGCUUGCAAAACAUGGACAUCUCCUGGUGGGUAUAUGGAAAGAGUUGGAGCCAAGAUCAGUCUUGUGGCGGAGUUCUUAAUUCAGCCUACGCUUUUCCAGUUAUGCCGGGUGUCUUUGAGGCAGCCCCACGCAAGCCUUACGUCCCCUACGAUUACCGCUAGAGCGGUGCAGCAGCCAGACAUCGGCGGCGAUGGACUAUUGGAGAAACAGUGCGGGUUGCCGGGUCUCACUGUGGUGGUACACAGCUAUCAUGUGAUGGAGGAUGUCGGGAAUACGUACUCUUCCUUUGCUGUUUAUGUUCAUUUUUCCCAGCGUGCAAUUAGUUUGUGGCCUUGACCUUGGCUGUUGGCGCCCUCUGUUGAUACUUCUAGCCUACAGUUUAGGAGAUCCUGAACUCCUAAACGUGUAUGUUUCUGAUUUCGUGUUAAGUAGUAAAGUGUGUGCCUACGAGUGAUCUCUUCAUCCAAGUAUUGAAGAUAUUAAUGUGAAUAAUCGGGACACCUUCUCACCGUAUUGGAUGUGAUGAGCGAAGAUGCAACGACAGGUCUGACUUGUAACUAUUAUAAUUAUUAUUAUAUUCUCCUAUGAUCAUGGAUGCCUGGCUUGAGUGUGUGUAAAAUAGAAGAGAUUUAUAUAAUUCUGUCAAGUCUCAUUCAUCUGCGAUCUGACUCACGACUGCCAUGUUUAUCGGACAGAUGACCUUGACCUUGGAGCCUCCUUGACCUUGGAUCAUUCUGUGCCACGGGAAGUUUCUGAACCUUUAUUCAUGCAACUUUGUUACUAUUUUGUGUGGUGAAGAUUUAAUGUUUAGAGGUUAGGGAAGCUUUUGUUCAUAUUGGCUGUUAUUGAGAUCAUAUACAUCAUAACUGUUUACCACAUUGCCAAAGAGUUAUCCUUCCUCUUUGCAAAUAAGUUCCAUACUUCGAGGUAAGUUGUACAGACACCAAAUUAAUAUAAUCACAAAUCCUGGAUUGAUCAAAUUGGAUUUUAUAGGGAUAUAUUUAGAUCGUUAAUUUAUCUGGGCUAAGGCAACGAAUAUAUACUUGGGUUGACUUGUAUCAUAUUCCCAUGAAAUGUUACCUCAGAUGGAACGUGAGUCUGCUGUUUGGGGCCAGGGGGACAACAAAUCGUCACACUUAUGCAACAAUUCUCACUGGGGAAGCUCCAGUAUUAUCAAAGAUGGCCGCUAGAUGCUCAAGGGAGGCAACUCCAAAUCCUAACUCUUGUGAUACCAGGAGGUGGAGUGAGACAGACAGACAUAGGAACCCUUUGGUGGAAUCUGCCAUGCGGACCCCCUGUAGUGCCACCCUGGCCCCACACGGAGGAACAGAUUUUAUUUUAUGUAGAUAUAAUCCUGAUUUGUACAUUUCCUAUAGAUUAAAGUAUCGGUUUUCUA
Molecule: messenger RNA, 5137 nt
Organism: Haliotis rubra (blacklip abalone)
Lineage: Eukaryota; Metazoa; Mollusca; Gastropoda; Lepetellida; Haliotidae
Product: calcium-transporting ATPase sarcoplasmic/endoplasmic reticulum type-like
Biological process (GO): intracellular calcium ion homeostasis; calcium ion transmembrane transport
Cellular component (GO): membrane
Molecular function (GO): P-type calcium transporter activity; ATP hydrolysis activity; ATP binding
Source: RefSeq, a predicted model, not a curated record